Iphiclides podalirius (scarce swallowtail) is the source of this 222-nucleotide messenger RNA. The record is from the annotation of a GenBank genome assembly. Lineage: Eukaryota; Metazoa; Arthropoda; Insecta; Lepidoptera; Papilionidae.
AUGCCUCCUACCUAUGUGUCUCGAUUGAGAGCAAGCGCCGUAGCUGCUGGCGUGUUCGGGCGCGUGCUACGGUCUACGUGCUACAGAUCAACAGAUACGCUCGCCUGGCUGGGUGCCCGCUGCCGCCGCCGGCGCGCGCCACACUGUGCCUCGCCCCGCUCCGCCUCUCUGACGUCACACGUUGCCUCCGAACCCCGCGAUCGUUCGCUGCAUCGCAUCGCU